This is a messenger RNA of Peniophora sp. CBMAI 1063, 1443 nucleotides long. The record is from the annotation of a GenBank genome assembly. Lineage: Eukaryota; Fungi; Basidiomycota; Agaricomycetes; Russulales; Peniophoraceae.
AUGGGUAACUCUUCCUCGACCGUUGCGACAAGCUCGUCAUCAACUGUCACUCGUCGGCGCUCCCAACCUCGAGUGCAAGCCACCCGGCCCAACGUUCCUAAUGACGUUGUUCUCGAGAUCGUGCGGGCAUUGGCCAGUGUCUGGAAGCCGAUUCCGCGACGCGAUCUUGAACACAGGACGUGGUACAUGGAAGAGUGGGCUAUGUACAACAGCAAUCCAAGCUAUGAUGGUGAUUUCACUGAGACAUCAGUCAUACCAGAGCCGCCCGAGUGGAUGGAAUUGGGAGGGAGCUUGGGGUGGAUCACGGUCACGCACGUCAGUCAACACUUGAGGAGGCUGGUGCAAGCGAACGUCCCGGAGUGCUGGGCAAGCGUUAUCGGCCGGGUGCCAAAGGCAGAUAUUGAGAUUAUGCCCAGGACGGGAGAUCGCCCGUUAGACGUCCUGAUACACUCCGCUUUCGCGCGCGAAUUCUCCGACGUCGUUAGGCGUAAUAUCAACACCGGUGUUAUCCCGCGGAACCGCAUCCGCACCCUUACCAUCAUCGAGAAUGUUGUAUGCUCAAAUCCGUUCACGUCGACCCCUUCAGAGAGCAUCGACAUGAUGACGAACCUCCAGAGCCUAAACAUCCUCGCGAGCAUGGCGACUCAGGGCCAAAUGAGCGAGGAAUUCCCCCUCCUGCGAUUCACGCACGCCAUCCCGCGCGUGCGCUGUGUAAACUAUGUUGCGCAUUUCACCGGUGUCACGCACCUCUACAUCGGACAAACAACGCUUGGGUAUUACGCCGAGGAACAGUGGCGUGUCGAGGAGGAUGAACUCAUCGAUGUCCUGGCCGAGCUCUCAGAUACUCUACAGGACCUCACGCUUUCCAUAGCGUUCCGGGCGCCUGUGGAGAAUGCUGUUGAUGUCGACCGCACCCCGCUGCUGGGCGUCCGCAACCUCCAGCUACAGGACCUGCGCGCACAUGGAUUCGGUCUUGACGGCGUUGUACACUUGCUGCGACGAUUGCGUUUCUCAAGCACCAUCAUGGUGACGGUCCGCAUAUCCUGCUUGAGGACACCUCCGGUGCUCGCGGAGCAUAUCCGGGCGUUCUACGAUGCGGGCGUUCCCCGUGCCAGGGCAUGCAGCAUCGCUACUACCGAAGUCCUUCCUCUGCUUCCGGUCGUCUUGCUCAAGGACUACAGGCUGGUCAAUAUCACGUUUUAUUCAGAGAACUUUCGUCUGUUCCUGACAAUGAUCUUGGACUGUCCUGACCUAAUUACGCCGGUCGACGCAUCCGAUAGCCUGCUAGACGCCCUUCCUGCUCUGGAUAUGCAGAGUAUAGGCCUGACAACGAACAUUGCGCUGCCGAGCCAUUUCGAGCGCGAUCGUCAUGGCAUAACUCCUCGCUACCAGCAGCUUGGGCCGUUCAGCGUGCUCACCUAUUGGCGUGAAAUUUUGGCGUAG